This is a messenger RNA of Miscanthus lutarioriparius, 840 nucleotides long. The record is from the annotation of a GenBank genome assembly. Lineage: Eukaryota; Viridiplantae; Streptophyta; Magnoliopsida; Poales; Poaceae.
AUGGCGCGGGCGGCCCAUCGGUGCCCCUCUCUCUUCCUCUCCCUCUCCCUCUCUCCAGAUCUAUGGCCGCAUCGAUCUCUCGAGGUGGCGGGGGAGGAGGAGAGGAAGCGGGUGCUGGUGGUGGGCGGCAGCGGCUACCUGGGCCAGCACCUCCUGGCAGCGUCCUCCGCCGCCGACCACCUCAACGUCGCUUUCACCCACCACAGCCCCGCCCCGCCGCAGCUGCUCCUCGAUGCUCUCCCCUCCGUCUGCGCCGACCUCCACUCUGGAGACGGCCUCGAGGCGAUCUCCGCGUCCUUCGGCCAGCCACACGUAGUUGUCAACUGUGCUGCGCUGUCAGUUCCUCGGGCAUGUGAAAUGGAUCCACCUGCUGCUCUGGCUACCAAUGUGCCUUCUUCACUUGUGAAUUGGUUGCUGAGUUUUGGGAAUGAUGACUCACUUUUGAUUCAUCUGUCAACUGAUCAAGUUUAUGAGGGGGUGAAAUCCUUCUACAAAGAAGAGGACGAGACAGUGCCGGUGAACAUGUAUGGAAAAUCUAAAGUUGCUGCAGUGAAACUCAUUGUUGAGAAAUGCUCAAACUACGCGAUCUUGAGAAGCAGCAUUAUCUAUGGGCCACAAACAAUCUCUCUUGUGGCAAAAUCCCUUCCCGUUCAGUGGAUGGAUGGUUUUCUUUCACAAGGCCAGCAGGUUGAGUUCUUCAAUGAUGAAUUCCGGUGCCCUGCCUAUGUCAAAGAUAUGGUGGACGUAAUUUUGUCAUUGACAAAAACUUGGUUAUCAGAUGGCAAAAAAGUCCAGGUCCUCCUGAAUGUUGGUGGUCCAGAUAGGGUAUCAAGACUGUAG